UCUUUCAAUUCUCUCUCUCUAGGGUUUAGCUGGAGAGAUUCUCUCAAAUUUGUCCCUCUUCUCCGCCAUUUCAAAACCUUCAAUAUCUCUCCCAUGGAUCUUAAAACAAACAUGAACUUGUCAGAUUCCUCUUCCAAGAUGCAAAAAUUCAGUGAAGAUCAGGACAGAAUCAGCAAUCUACCUGAUGUCAUUAUUGGUCACAUUCUCUCUUUACUUUCUACCAGAGAAGCUGUUCGCACUAGU
Messenger RNA from Sphenostylis stenocarpa, 243 nucleotides. The record is from the annotation of a GenBank genome assembly. NCBI's taxonomy places the organism in Eukaryota, Viridiplantae, Streptophyta, Magnoliopsida, Fabales, Fabaceae.